Molecule: messenger RNA, 921 nt
Organism: Lingula anatina
Lineage: Eukaryota; Metazoa; Brachiopoda; Lingulata; Lingulida; Lingulidae
Source: RefSeq, a predicted model, not a curated record
AUAUAUACGGCACAGCAAUGCCAGUGGGAAAAGACCACAAAAGAAGAAAAGAACAAGAUCAAACAGCAUGGACUUAACAGAAAACAUUACGGUAGACGAACUACGAUCCAUCCAAGCUACUCUAGCAGAGAUUAAAAGUGAAAUGAUAAGAAAAUCUGACGUAAAGGAAAUCAUUGCCCAAAUGAAACAUGAAAUCAAGCAGGAGGUGAAGGAGGAUAUUAAACAAGAAAUGCAACAAUACUUGACUGAUAGACUCAGCCUCCUGAGCGAGAAAAUAGAUGCCCUAUAUCUGGACAACGAAUCCCUGCGUGAGAAACUCUCCAAACAAAUCAGUGACACAAGGAAGUCCCUUGCCAACCUAAAAGAAACCAGCCAUUUGGCGAAAACAGCUGUGAAAAUGGCAAACUACAACCAGCAGUAUUCGCAGAAAAACAACAUUAAGUUUUUAAACUGGCCGGAAAAACCAAAAGAAGACCUGAGGAGAGACCUCUGCCGCAUCCUGAAGGAAAAGGUGAAUGUGGACAUAAGCCCCGCCUCAAUUCUGGGAAUCCACAGAAUACCAGGUAACAGCGGUGGCGCAAGACCCGUCAUAGCCAAAUUCGUUAACACCAAGGAAAAAACGAAAGUUAUCAAGCAUAGACAGGCGCUGAAAGGUAACUUUAUAAUGUUCGAUCACAUUACUCAGAAAAAUGCUGAGUUGAUCAAAAUUCUAAAAGGUAAAGAAGCUGUACAUUCAGCCUGGUACUUCAAUGCCAGAAUAUUUGCCAUAAGAAAUGACGGUCGCCGAUAUACAUUCGACAUAUUCGACGAUAUCGACACCAAAUUAAAACAAUAAGCCUGAAAAUGAAUUUUAUACGGACACUGAAAUUUUGGACAAUAAAAAUCAAUGUAAAACUGAAAGUAGUUAUAAACAGCAGAGCG